AUGCCAGCCGCGCAACGCCGCCCGCCCGCCCCGAAAGGGAAGGAGGCGCUGCGUAUUGACGUGGAGGUGCUGCGUCACCUGGUCUCCCGCCCGAGUCUAGCGAAGGCGCUAUGGAGCCGGGGGCCUCGCGAGGCGACGCAGAAGGCGCUGCACAACAGCUACGGCGAGGAGGCCGUGCUCUCCGUGAAGGUCACGCAGCGCGCUUUAAGUACGGCCGUGUCAGCGAUAAACGACGCAUUCGAUGUGCAUGCGACCAAGCUUGACCCGGUGGAAGCUCCGUUGGUCGUGGAUAUGGUCGAGCUCAUCAUCAGCUUUGAUGUCACGCUCGACGAAAAACUGCAGCUCAUGUUGCUCAUUGCUUUCUUGCAUGCCGCUUUGGAGCUUCUGCCGUUAGUGCGCAGGCGCAACCUCAAGGCCACGUAUCGACGCGUUAUGGACCUUACCAGGGAUAAGGCAUGGUCCUCCAAACUCACUGUUCGCAUUAGGCAGAUUGCCGCGGAUACCAUUAAGGACGUUGCCGCCGCGCUGUAUCGACUGGACGACGGCAGCCACCACAUGCAACGAAUGAAAGCCACCCGCCGUGCUGCCAACAAUGUUUAUAAGCGCUACUCGGUUUCCGACUUUCGGCCGCGCUUGCACAAAUUGGCUCUUGACCUUCGGCAAAGGCAUAAUUCAUGGCUUUGGGUGCAUAAGAUGCAUCAGCUGGAAAAGCGUAAAUCCCGCGACCAUUCCCAACCCAACGGCGCGGCUUCGAAGAGUCGUUCAAGGCAGGUUCCAGAUUUCUUUUCGGAGGACGAGGGCGUUAGGCUAGAUGCCGUUGAAAUGCAGUCUACCUUGAAUGAAAAUGACUCAGUCAAGGGUGGUCAGCACGCUUUCAGUCCGAUGCGGACUGACGAAUCAGAGGAAGGAUCUGACGAGCUCCUAGAAAGGCAAAAUGAAACAGAUAGCGAGGCAGUGGCCGAGAUUCGGUGGAAGGACCCGCCCAGAAAGAAGCGGCGUUCCAAUGAAAACGAGAAAACUCAUGAUUCAUCUGCCGAUGAGGGAGCAGACACACCUCGGAGAAGUUUAAGACCCAGGACUUUACCUCAGGGUGCCUAUGUCGUGCCAGAUGUUGGCGACAUUGAAGGGGACAGCAAUCAUGAAGAGGUAGCAAAUGCAGAGGGCACCAAACCCGAAAAACGCCAAGAUUCAGACGGCAACGAUCCUUCUUAUUGUGCUCCCAAUGCUGACGAUGCCAAGCCGAAUAAACGACUGGAGGAUGAGAACUGCGAAGAUGGAGCACUCAUCGAUGCUGUGAAAUCUAUUUCUUCGGACCUUUUUGACGGAGAAACUCAAGGGGAGGCUGCUCCACUUGAAGUUCCCGUCUCAAGGCAUUCCAGAACAAGGCGUAAAGGGAAAAAAGGAGACCAAAGCGGCCGUGAAGGGUCUAAGUCUCCUCAUGUUGUGGAUAAGGAGGCUCUACAUGGGAAUGCAUCGGGGGACAAUGGGGUACGGGGUGAGACUGACUCAGACUCAGACGAAAUCAGCAGGUCAGAAGUUACUGGCCGCGGCGGGGAGACGGUGAGGAAAUUGCGUGAGGCGAAUGCGCGCUCCAGGGCUUCUGGAAUACCCGACCCACUGCGAGAUUCUGUGCGAGACGCAAAACACGCUAGGCGUCGAGUGAGAUCGUCGCUCAUGUUACAGUAUUCUGGAGAUGUCAAUGGCCGAGCUGCAAGUCCGAUUCCAGAUUCAGCACCCAUUAUUAGAAGAAAGCGAAAGAUGAGGCAGGAUAUCGACAUGGAUGCUAGCUCGGAAGAGGAACUUGUGACGAACCAAGAACCAAUUGGCAAUGGGCGAUUGAUGAGAACAGGUCGCUUUCAGAUUUACGAGGAUGAGCUUCUUGUUGAGGGACUGACGAGGUACGGUUGGGGAAUGUGGAGACAGAUCUCAGAUGAUUUCGGGAAGGGGAAGUAUACGCGGACCCCCAUGAGCUUGAAAGAUAGAGCUAGAACAAUGAACUUGGAUCCUUCCAAGUAUCCCGUACCAGCCGAUUGCGGCAUCGUGAAAAGAGGCCGUCCGUCGUUGCAACCAAAAAUUCCAGUUCAGAACAGGGAGAGCGAAGCCAUCGAAUCACCUACUGGCUCGGAUUGGGUGAUGUCACUUGAUAGCUAG
This is a messenger RNA of Chondrus crispus (carragheen), 2151 nucleotides long. RefSeq lists its product as hypothetical. The coding region runs from base 1 to 2151 and encodes 716 amino acids. The record is from RefSeq and is a predicted model, not a curated record. The transcript has a single exon. NCBI's taxonomy places the organism in Eukaryota, Rhodophyta, Florideophyceae, Gigartinales, Gigartinaceae.